Molecule: messenger RNA, 4109 nt
Organism: Pleuronectes platessa (European plaice)
Lineage: Eukaryota; Metazoa; Chordata; Actinopteri; Pleuronectiformes; Pleuronectidae
Product: semaphorin-3D
Exons: 18
Coding region: 790-3126 (778 amino acids)
Biological process (GO): negative chemotaxis; neural crest cell migration; semaphorin-plexin signaling pathway
Molecular function (GO): chemorepellent activity; semaphorin receptor binding
Source: RefSeq, a predicted model, not a curated record
UGUGUGUGCGUGUGUGCGUGUGUGCGUGUGUGCGUGUGUGCGUGUGUGUGUGUGUGUGUGUGUGUGACUUUGUGUUUAAACCGGCAGAGGAUGAGUUUCCUUCAGGGAUUUAUUUAAAAACUCCAGUUAACGCCCCAGAUUCCUAGAGACAGACAGACACACACACACACACACACACACACACAACCAGGGGAGGAGACAGUUUGUCCCCCGUCCGUCUCGGUGUUGACGAGUCUGAGGAGGUCGUUUCCUGUUGUCCAGUGAGAACCAAACGAACCCGUCACAGUUUCCCUGCAGAUCAGUUUUGACAGUUUGACUCACUUUGCUCCAUUUUUACACAGACAUUGUUUUACCACAGAAGAAGAAACUCUUCUUCUGUGUCGCCUGGAGUCUGUCAGUUGAACUUGAAGAUUUACGGUUGUUUUCAUAGUUCUCUUCACAGUUUAUACUUUAUUUACUCUUCACUGCACAUAGAUGGAAACAGCUGCUUCACAUUCAAGUUCAUUUCCGUCUCCUCACGAUGGACGAGCUCGUUCAGGGGGAAACGAGAGAUUCUGAGGAUGAAGCUGUAGUUUGAGUCUGUGAGCGUCUGAUUAUCAGAGGGUCAGUGUGUGUCCUGUGUACACGGAGCCAUGUGCAGCUUCUAGUUUAGUUUGCUUUUUGUUGAAGUUUCCUCAGGAACAGAAUCCUUCAGCUCCACAUGAUCUUCAGUAUCAGGACUUUGUCUGCAGCGCUCAGUGUGACCAGUGGGUUCGUCCUAUCGCCCGCUCUCCCUCCACGCCGUCACAGAUGGCAGCCAUGUUGACGUUGUGUCUCCUGCUGUGUCUUCAGCCGGCGGACUCCAGCGCGGCUGCAGGUUCGAGACCGAGGAGUCAGACCGGCCCCCGGCUGCAGCUCUCGCACUCAGAGUUGAGGAACAGCUCGGGCGUCUUCUGGACGGGUGGAGUCAGCGGCGGCUACGAGUCGAUGCUGCUGGACGAGGAUCACGGUUGGCUGCUGGUCGGAGGCAAAGACCACAUCUACCUGCUGAGGCCCGACCGCCUGGACCUGCCCUCACGUUCGGUUUACUGGCCGGCUGCCUCAGAACAUGUGGAGCACUGCAGGCUGGCAGGAAAGAGUCUGGAGACGGACUGUGCCAACUUUGUCCGGCUGCUGCAGCCGUUCAACAAGACUCAUGUGUACGCCUGUGGCACCGGAGCCUUCCAGCCACAGUGCACCUACCUGCACCUGGGACCCAGCACAGAGGAGCCGUUGUUCAUGUUGUCUCACGCGGUCGAGUCAGGACGAGGAAAAUGUCCCUUCAGUCCCAGAGAGCCGUUCACAGCCAGACUGACUGAUGGUGAACUGUACGCUGGGACCUCGGUCGACUUCAUGGGAGCAAAUGCUGCGAUCUUCCGCACGACGAUCCAGGGCAGCAGUCAACACUACAUCCGCACCGAAGCCUACGACCACAACUGGCUGAACGAGCCAGAGUUCAUCGCCUCCUUCUCCAUCCCGGACACUCACAGUCCCGACGACGACAAGGUGUACUUCUUCUUCAAGGAGAAGGCGGUGGAGGCGGGCCAGUGGGACAAGAGGGUUUAUAGUCGUGUGGCUCGAGUCUGCAAGAACGACGUCGGAGGGAGGAGGAGUCUGAUCAACCGCUGGACGACCUUCCUCAAAGCCCGACUCGUCUGUUCUGUCCCCGGACCGUCCGGGGUGGACACGCACUUCGAUGAGCUGGAGGACAUUUUUGUUCUGGAAACCAAAGACCCUCAAAAUCCAACCAUCUACGGCGUCUUCAGCACGUCCAGUUCUGUAUUUCGUGGUUCGGCCGUGUGUGUCUACUCCAUGGCGUCGAUCCGUGCAGCUUUCAACGGACCGUUUGCCCAUAAAGAAGGUCCCGACUAUCGCUGGGUGGAGUUCAAAGGUCACAUCCCAUAUCCCAGACCUGGAGCUUGUCCCAGUGAGACCUACGACGCCCUCCACAAAUCCACCAAGGACUUCCCAGACGAGGUGGUGAGCUUCAUGCGGCAGCAUCAGCUGAUGUGGGAGCCGGUCCCGCCCCUCGGAGGCCGACCAAUCAUAACCCGGGUCAACGCGCCCUGCAUGUUCAAGAGAGUGGUGGUGGACAGGGUGGAGGCCGAGGACGGACCUUACGACGUCUUACACCUGGGAACAGAUGAUGGGAAGGUGGUGAAGGUGGUGUCGGUCACCACAGACUCCUGGGACCCAGAGGAGAUCAUUCUGGAGGAGCUGAGCGUCUUCAAGAGUCCGACUCCCGUCCUGAGCAUGGAGCUGUCCACCAAGAGGCAGCAGCUGUACGUGUCCAGCGAGCUCGGCGUGGCCCAGCUGGGGCUCCAGAGGUGCGAGCUGUACGGGACGGACUGUGCUGAGUGUUGUCUGGCCAGGGACCCCUACUGCUCCUGGGAUGGACAGACCUGCUCCAGGUUCUUCCCCAGCAGCAAGAGGAGGGCUCGGAGACAGGAUGUGAAGUAUGGAGACCCCUGGAGUCAGUGCCCAGUCACAGAGGACGACUCUGCCUCUGUGGAGGAGAAGUCUCUGUACGGCGUAGAAGGAAACUCCACCUUCCUGGAGUGCGUUCCUCGGUCGCCUCAGGCCGAGCUCCGGUGGACGAGCAGCUCGAAGACAACUGAGGACAGACGUCCUCUCAGCGAUGACCCCCGCUCUCUCCACAUGAAGCGUGGGUUGCUGGUUCAACGCCUAGAGCUGGCUGACGCAGGCCUCUACACCUGCACCAGCCACGAGCACUCCUACAGCCAGGUCCUGGCCCGAUACCGCCUUCACAUCAUCCCCAACCACAGCCUCCACCCGGCUGCCCCACACCAGCAGAGCCAGGGCCCCAGCCACGGGAAGGCUGGCCCGGCGGGGGGGGCCCUACCCGUGUUCCCGGGCCCUCCCCCCCCGGCGUCUCUGCCGGGACUCAGGAACUCGUGGCUGCCGCAGCACCGGAGCUACAAGGACCUGCACAUGGUGGGGAGCAACAGUCUGAGCGUGGACGAGUACUGUGAGCAGCUGUGGUACCGAGAGAAGCGCCGGCAGCAGAAGCUCCGCACUCUGAAGCUGAAACAGGAGAGCAGGAAAGCUCGGGUGAGGAGGAACAACCCCCCCGAGCCUCCUCUCUAGUCGGCUGCAGGACAGAGACUCAGGACAACAGCUCCUGUGAACUCAGAGGACAACAACGCUUUGUUUUGGAGCAAAAUGCAUUAAAGACUGAGUGUAAUAUAAAAAAGAGAGUAGUAUAUACUUAACCUGAAUAUUAGACACCGUGGAAAUAGCAGUGUAGGAAACGUGACUUGUCUCUGAGCUGGUGUUACCAGCAGCGUUCACUGUGGUUUGGAACCAACAGCAGCUGGAACCUGUGGUUCUCUAAGUUCAGAGCAGCAGGACGUCCUCAGGCGUCUGAAUCACAGACUGGAAAUAAAGUUUUGCAAAGCGUCUCCACUUCUCCCUCGAUCCAGAAAUCAAGUCCAAACAUCUCACGUACGAACACUUCCACCUCACGAUGAUGACCUCAUUCAGAGUUCCAGUCUGAUCGGGGGAUGGAGCCGUGGUAUCCAGGUCGAACCCGUACACAGGCUCGACCAAUCAGGAGUCAGUGUCAGCUGUCAAUCAUCACGUCUCAGCCUGUUUUUUUUUGACACUUUAAAAGACAAACUCUGUGUCAGAUAUGAUAUUUAUAUUAUAUUAAAAUCAUCAUGAUCUACAUGUAUUUAUGUGUUGCUGAUCUACACUGAUGAGAUCUAGACCUCAUACUUAUUACAAUGGGUGGAUUAAAGGCCUGAGUGGAGACGCACACAUGAAAUGGACCUUGCUUGAAAAUACCUGGUAUGUGCAUCUUAUCAGUUCUGCCAUGUAACUAAUAAUUAUUAUUCAUGACGAUGUAUAUUAAAGAACUUUAUUUUCUAUGGUUUUCUUCCUUCAUGUGUUAGAGUUUAGUAUUUUGUGUUUAUACUUAAACAAACGUGUGUUUUUCUUUGAAUCAAAUAAAAACUGUUUUUUAACGUCACUAUUCUCCAAUAAACUUUGAGAUCAACUUGUUUUAUACUGUAUGUGAAUAAAACACUAAAUCACAACUUACGUGUCAAAUAAAUCCAAUGAAAAGAUGA